This is a messenger RNA of Rosa chinensis, 839 nucleotides long. RefSeq names its product EPIDERMAL PATTERNING FACTOR-like protein 4. Bases 259 to 591 code for a protein of 110 amino acids. NCBI's taxonomy places the organism in Eukaryota, Viridiplantae, Streptophyta, Magnoliopsida, Rosales, Rosaceae. The transcript has 2 exons. Gene Ontology annotation, biological process: guard cell differentiation; stomatal complex development. The record is from RefSeq and is a predicted model, not a curated record.
UCUGUGUUCUGUUCUUAAUUUUGACUUAGACCACUCCUCCCAGUCUUGCAACCCACACGCUCGCCCACACUGCCAUAACCAACACCAGCACCACUCUCUCUCUCUCUCUCUCUGAAUCCUCAAACUUCCUCUCCUGAGUUAUAGCCCUGACUUUUCUAUUUUUUACAUCAUCCGAUCCAUUCUAUCAGUCUCAGACCUUCUCUCUCUCAGGCCAGCCAGUUGUAGCUACUUACUGACGUGCGCAGCUCCACCUCAGCCAUGGGCGUACUGCGCCACCGCCGCCACCAUCACCAUUCAACCCUCACAGCCUUGGCUUUCCUCUUCCUCAUCACCUCAGCCUCCGCCAUACGUACUACUCCAACACAACUCGGUGGGCGACACCAGCAGCCUCAAGAGACCGAAGAUGAGGUUGCGGCCGAGAAGAGACUGGGAGGGCCGGGUUCUUCGCCGCCGCGAUGCAGAUCCAAGUGUGGAAGAUGCUCGCCGUGCAAGGCGGUGCACGUGCCCAUUCAGCCAGGUCUGAGCAUACCUCUCGAGUAUUACCCAGAAGCUUGGCGCUGCAAGUGCGGCAAUAAGCUCUUCAUGCCUUGAUCUUAAUUAUUAGUUUAGCUGCUAAUUAGUUACACAGAGAGAGAGAGAGAGAGAGAGAGAGAGCUAGUAGCUUAUUAAAAAUCUCAAAUCUAGCUAGCUCCCAGUAAUUAAUUAAUUACUGAUUGUUUAGCUUUUGAUGUUUAUAUUUUACUCUAUCGAUUCUUGCUUGGACGUGGGGGACAAGGGCGGUGUUGGGAAUGUAAGAUUUUGUUUAGAUAUCCACGCUCUCUAUCUCUUAUUGUUUAUGA